Molecule: messenger RNA, 1099 nt
Organism: Stylophora pistillata
Lineage: Eukaryota; Metazoa; Cnidaria; Anthozoa; Scleractinia; Pocilloporidae
Molecular function (GO): thiopurine S-methyltransferase activity
Source: RefSeq, a predicted model, not a curated record
CUGGUGUCAAACUUUCGAGUAGUAGACUUGCUUAUCCCACUUUCUUUGGAAUGAAGCUAGUUACCUAGAUGGGAUACUAGUCUAAGCUGGACACCAUGAUGACUACUUGCGUGAUUGUUUACAUGCGUGAUUGUCUACAUGCGUGGUUACAAAGGCGAUAAUUAGUCUGGUCUCCUGUCGUCGUGAUCCGAACGGACGAUCGCGUGAGUUUGGACACUCACCAAGCUCUCGUUUCUACAGAACGAACAUAAAAUCCACUAAUUUGUGACAAUGUCUGACGAACCGGAAACAACCACCUCUGAUUUUUGGAAGGGACUUUGGAAGAACGGUGACAUUGGCUGGCAUCGUAACGAAGUGAAUGCAUUUCUGAUCAAGUAUUUUGACGAACUCACCGGUGGACGAUCGAAUCUUCGCUUCUUCGUGCCCCUUAGUGGAAAAUCAGUAGAUAUGUUGUGGUUGGCCGACAAAGGGCAUACAGUGGUUGGAGUAGAGCUCGCCAAGCAAGCAAACGAGGAUUUCUUCGCAGAAAAUAACCUGACUUUCACGGUGGAAUCAGUUGAAAUGUCUGCAGUCAGUGAGCCUGUGGAAGUAUACAAGUGUACGGAGAAGAAGAUCACGAUCUUUUGCUGUGACCUCUUCGCUAUGACAGAAAAUGAUGUUGGUGGGAGAUUCGACGCCAUCUGGGAUCGUGGAUCCUUGUCUGCCAUCGCUCCUUCGUUUGGUGACAGGGGUAAACGGUAUACAACAAAAAUGCAUUCACUUCUGGCUAGUGGUGGAAAUUACCUGCUAGAAAGCUGUUAUUAUGAAGUUGACCGCGGGAUGAACCCUCCAGCCAGCAUUCCAGACGAGCAGAUAAAUGAAAUGUAUGAAGAACACUUCACUAUCAAAAAGCUGGAAGUGAACAAAAUUCAGCCAAACCUCGACAUAAAAUUGUCCUUUGCUCUCGACAUGAAACAUUACCUGUUCAAGCCAAAAGUAAACUAAUGUACCCGGGGAAGGUGGGCGGGGAGGUAGUUGCUAUGGACAUUUUUAUAUUGACGAGGAGGCUAGAUAUCUCGACCAGUGGUGUAAGUGUCGGUUUUUUCCUCCUUAGGAAUAA